AGACUUUGUCUAUUUUUAUAAAUUUUUUGUUUUCUCAUUUGCUACUAUUAAAAUGCUUUCAGUCUAGGGUUUUUGCUUGAGGGAGUGAUAGGGACCAAAUUGGUGAAGUCAUUUUUCCUCUGCAAAAUCUAGGGUUUCUAUAAGAUUUUCCAUUUUCAAGAUAAAUUUCAAAAAAAAAUUUCAACAAAAUCUUGUUUUUUCUCUUCACAUCAACUUGAGAUUUCACAUAACGGGAAAGAUCCUUUUCAGGAUCCUUGCUGGUAGUAAUAAUGUUUCUCCUAAUUUGAGAAGAUUAUUUCAGUUAUUCCCUUUCUAUUUUUGGAAACCUUUUACUCAUCUGGGUCUUUGUUGUUUGGUUUGUUGACAAUAAAAUCAAGUUUGAGUUCAGACAAACAUAUAUAUGUAUAUAUAUUUCCUAGGAUUCAAGCAGUACUUACCCUUUUCUGGGUUUCUCUUCUAGAAUUCAUUGUUCUUUUUGUUGUAGGAGUACCACUGUGAGAAAUGGUGAGAGGGAAAACUCAGAUGAAGAGAAUAGAAAAUGCAACAAGCAGGCAAGUUACCUUUUCAAAGCGAAGAAAUGGACUACUUAAAAAGGCAUUUGAGCUAUCAGUUCUCUGCGAUGCUGAAGUUGCUCUCAUCAUCUUCUCUCCCAGAGGGAAGCUAUAUGAGUUUUCUAGUUCUAGUAUGAACACGACCAUAGAACGGUAUCAGAAAAGAGAGAAGGAUUAUGGAAUAUGUAGCAAAGCAGCAUUAGAGGAAAAUAUGCAGAAUGUAAAGGACGAUGCUCACAGCAUGGCCAAGAAGAUCGAACUUCUAGAAGACUCUAAACGAAAACUCUUGGGAAAUGGAUUGGAACCAUGUUCUUUCAACGAGCUACAACUGUUAGAAAACCAGUUGGAACGAAGCUUAAGCCGAAUCAGGGCCAGAAAGAAUCAGUUGUUGUGGGAGCAGAUUGAGAAGCUAAAGGACGAGGAGAGACGCCUUGGAGAAGAAAACGCAAAGCUGCGAGAACAGUUCACCAUUUUGUUUUACGUCAGUGUGGAAUGCAGCCGCGACAAUCACCAGCAAGCCAAACGGAUGAACUCCACCACGUACAGAGCAUGGAGGUGGAGACGGAAUUGUUUAUAGGACCACCGGAGAGGAGGAGUACCAAAAACCCUAGUGUUAAUUAGUUGAUGCUUUAAUUAAUAAAGUGAUAUGAAGCUUCGAAGCUUUCGGAAGCUUCAAAUCAGGUACCCUUUUCUUCCUUUUACAUCUUGAGUUAUGGUGACUGAAUAAAUUGUUAAUAUUUAUAGUUAUCCUAACGAAAAAGAAAGAAAAGGGGACACGAAAUUAAGAAAAUUGUGUGAUUUAUCUUAAGAAUAUCAUGUAUGGAAGAGUUGUAUGUAAUUUAUCCGGAGAUUAUUUUUAUUUGUACUAUUUUACUCAAAAAUUGAAAAUACUCAACAAAAAGAAAAAAGUUGAGACUUUUUUAAUUUUUAAAAAUUAAAAUUUGUUUCAUAUA
This is a messenger RNA of Theobroma umbraticum, 1504 nucleotides long. RefSeq names its product agamous-like MADS-box protein AGL19. Gene Ontology annotation, molecular function: protein dimerization activity; DNA-binding transcription factor activity; RNA polymerase II transcription regulatory region sequence-specific DNA binding. Gene Ontology annotation, cellular component: nucleus. The record is from RefSeq and is a predicted model, not a curated record. NCBI's taxonomy places the organism in Eukaryota, Viridiplantae, Streptophyta, Magnoliopsida, Malvales, Malvaceae. Gene Ontology annotation, biological process: positive regulation of transcription by RNA polymerase II.